Molecule: messenger RNA, 864 nt
Organism: Aspergillus melleus
Lineage: Eukaryota; Fungi; Ascomycota; Eurotiomycetes; Eurotiales; Aspergillaceae
Exons: 1
Coding region: 1-864 (287 amino acids)
Source: RefSeq, a predicted model, not a curated record
AUGUCCAAGAGAGCUGUUAUAGCAGUGACAAUCUUUGCUAUGACAGCAUGCUGUGUACCAACCUUCAGCCAAAUCUACUACGGCGCUGCGCGUUUAUACGCCUACCAACACUUCGUGGGUAAUGGAUACAUCGCUUCAAUUGUUGAGGACUGCAACGUGCAAGCAGGCGAGACAAAGCUCAAGUACCUUCAGUGUGCCAGUGACGCUCUCACAUACAUGCUCGGGGCGGCCGUUGCCAUUGGAGCGACAACUUCACGAACCGGUACCGCAGCUGAAUACAUUGCGAAUCAAGGUCAAACGUUGUGGGCCCGCGAUGAGAAUGAUUUCGAACCUAUGUGGAAUUGGACCUCCAUCGACGAGAGCCCGAGCAACUUCUAUGAACAUCUGGGUCAACAUCUCCCCGGGGAUAUGGUUCUCACGGGAGGCAACAUCACGCACUUCGGGCUCGAUGGCAACGCAGCCGUGGCCAAGCAUCACGAAGGCCACCUUUAUGUUCACGCAAACAAUGUGACCCAUGGUGUCGUUGGGAAGUAUCGUUUGCCGGAACAAAAGGACCUCACCAAGAGAACUACAUACACAUGGGACUUUGGAAAUAUGGCCGGACUCAAGUACUCCUAUAAGAAUGUAUGUGGCGACUACAAGAGCCAGUACGAUCAGUCCUGGAUGCAUGGUUUGUACGAGCUGUCGUACAAUUUCAUGAGCUGGGCCUACAAUAGCAAUAGGGCCAACAGCUAUGCCAUAAUUCUCUAUGAUCGAGCCAACGGAGACGCGCCUUUUGUUAGUGGAUAUCUGAUUGCCGAAACUAACGGGUUUGGACACAAUUAUGAGGGGAGUCCGAGUCCCCAGGGAAUAUGCCACGCUUAG